AUGGCAGCGACAGAGCAGUAUAUCCAGCUUGCAAAAGCGCUCCCGGCGCGUCUCCAGCGAUUCCUCGCCCGUUAUCCUCCUCCGUCCAUCCUUCCCGCCGGCACCAACCCGGAGACCUUCAAGACGGGCUACCAAGAAGCCACCCCGAACCCCUUCAAACCGCAUAAGCAUCCCGUAACCGGAAAGCGCCACGAGCCGGUAUACUCGCUGCGACGGCAAGCGGAGCUGGUCAAGCUGGCUCGCGAACAUGGCGUAGAAGAGCUGCUGCCGCACACCGUCAAGGCAACCGAACACCGACUGGCAGAACGCGUCGAGCACGGUCUUAGGGUUAAGGGUACAGGUGUAGGACAGAAGGUCAAGGGACACAUACACGAGAGGACCAGUAUCCAAAGAAUGGAAAAGAAGAGAACCGCUAUGCUGGAGAUGCCCGAUCUGAUGAGGGAAUGGAAGAAGGUUGGCAGAUACAGGUGGAAGAAGUUCCCCAAAUAAGCGACGACGACACGUCAGAAAGAACAUUCGGAUUCAGCAAUCUGUGUAUAUACUACCUCUGUAUCACCAUGUACCACGAACAAGUUCCUUUCCACAAGCUCAGGG
This is a messenger RNA of Sodiomyces alkalinus F11, 594 nucleotides long. RefSeq lists its product as hypothetical. Gene Ontology annotation, molecular function: structural constituent of ribosome. Gene Ontology annotation, cellular component: mitochondrial large ribosomal subunit. Lineage: Eukaryota; Fungi; Ascomycota; Sordariomycetes; Glomerellales; Plectosphaerellaceae. Bases 1 to 489 code for a protein of 162 amino acids. The record is from RefSeq and is a predicted model, not a curated record. The transcript is spliced from 3 exons.